AUGUCAGGUUCCGUUACUGAGGAGUCCUUGAAGAGGAAGCGAUCGAAAGUUCCUGAAAAGGCAAAUAAACGAGCCAAACCAAAGGACAGCGACGAACAUGAUCCCCAAGCUGAGAUCUUGCAACUCGAAAACGAAAUCCUGGAAUCCAAGAAGAAUUACAAUAACAUAACAAUUCUUCUUGACCUCGCGCAAAAAGACGGCGACGAUGAUUCUACCCAGCUUGCGGUGGUAUCUCUGUGCAGAGUAUUUCUACGUCUGUUUGCAUCAGGAAAUCUAGCGAGACGGAACGGACAGUCGGAAAAAGAUAUCGUAGUCGUUCAAUGGCUUAAAAAAAGACUCGGAGACUUCAAGCAGAUCAUCCUCUCAGAAUUAGGUCAAGAGGACACCGCGUCUACUGCGUUGACUCUAGCUAUGCGCAUCUUGCAAGCUGAAGGCAAACACACGAACGACAAGGAUGAAUACAGCUUUCCGAAGGGCUUCCUCAGAGAAGUGGUGGAAGCACUUAUCCUAAGCGAAUCUGAAGAGAUUAGAGAAGAAUUCUGCGAGAAGUUUCUGGGAGAGUAUGCGGAUAUACGAUUUUACACGUUCAAAGCCUUGAAGGAUAUUCUUUCUGAGGAACCUUUAAUAUCCUCUAGCGAAACACUAUUUGAUAAUGUGUUCGACAUAUUAUCCUUCUUUGAAGAUGUUCCGGCUUCCGCUGAAGAAAUGGGCGAGUUCUAUAUUGAUGCGCCGAAAAAGAAGUCGCAUCCCGUCGCAUCCCUGAACCAACAGAAGAAACAAGCCCAAGAAGCCUGGAUAGCACUGCUUGACCUAGGCCUCAACCGGGAGCAGAGGAAAAAGGUGCUUCAAAUCAUGACUAAGUCCAUUGCUCCGUGGUUUACCAAACCAGAGCUUCUGAUGGACUUCCUGACAGAUUCGUAUAACUCCGGAGGUGCGAUUUCUCUGUUAGCUCUAUCAGGAGUCUUCUAUCUCAUACAAGAGCGGAACCUGGACUAUCCCUCGUUCUAUCGGAAGUUGUACUCAUUAUUGGAUGCAAAUAUCCUACAUUCGAAACAUCGGUCCAGGUUCUUUCGGCUGUUGGACACGUUCCUCUCUUCUACGCAUCUUCCCGCCGUCCUUGUCGCAAGUUUCAUCAAGCGAAUUACGAGGCUGUGCCUCAGCGCCCCCCCUGCCGCUAUCGUUGUGGUCAUACCCUGGAUUUAUAAUCUAUUCAAAAAGCACCCGCUUUGCACGUUCAUGAUGCAUCGCGUGCCUAGGUCACCGGAAGAGAAGGAGGCACUGGAAAAUGAAGGGAUGGCUGACCCGUUCAUUGCUGACGAAGAAGACCCAAUGGAGACUUGCGCCAUUGAUAGCUGCUUAUGGGAGGUCGUUCAGCUGCAGUCACACUACCACCCGAACGUUGCGACUAUCGCGAAAAUAGUAUCGGAGCAAUUCACUAAGCAGUCCUACAACCUCGAGGAUUUCUUAGACCAUUCGUAUAGCAGCGUAAUUUUUGUUUUGCUUACGUAUUUCUAG
Messenger RNA from Daldinia loculata, 1515 nucleotides. Its product is annotated as CBF-domain-containing protein. The record is from RefSeq and is a predicted model, not a curated record. Lineage: Eukaryota; Fungi; Ascomycota; Sordariomycetes; Xylariales; Hypoxylaceae. Gene Ontology annotation, cellular component: nucleolus; Noc4p-Nop14p complex; small-subunit processome. The transcript is spliced from 3 exons. Gene Ontology annotation, biological process: ribosome biogenesis. Bases 1 to 1515 code for a protein of 504 amino acids.